AUGACGAAGCUCGUCCUCAUCUCCCUGGCCGUGAUGUGCGGAGCUUUCACGUUCGGCAUCGAGUCGGGAACCAUUGCCGGCUUCCAGGUCAUGGAACCGUGGCUCAAGGAUUUCGGAUAUUAUGAUGAGACGCUUGGUGCAUGGAAUAUCCACACCAAUAUCCAGACUACGAUCGGGGCCAUGAUCUUAGUAGGAGCCGUCUUGGGUGCCCUUGCAUCGGGCCCUAUUGGCAGCAAGUUCGGUCGAAAACCCGGCUUGAUUGCCAUUGCUGUGAUGGCUAUUCUCGGCGUCAUCUUCCAGGUCGUUUACGCACAUCUCGCGCUCUUGCUCCUCGGAAGGAUCAUGCAGGGAGCCGCCAUUGGCCUCGCGUCCAAUUUCGUGCCGGUGUAUCAAUCCGAAGUAGCGCCGACACAAUACCGUGGUAUCAUGAUUUCGCUCUACCAGCUUGGUAUUAAUAUCGGUGGUCUCGUCGGCACGUGCAUCAAUCAAGGCACGCACGCAAUGCCAACGCGCCAAGCUUACCGUAUCCCCCUCUAUGCUUCGCUCUCCUUCCCCGUCAUCCUCUUAGUCGUCACCUUCUUCUUGCCGGAAUCUCCUCGUUGGCUCCUGUCUAUAGAUAGAACGGAAGAUGCCUGCAAUUCCCUCCGGCGACUUAGAGGCAAGGAAUAUCCCGAGACCCUGAUCCAACAGGACAUCAACGACAUCAAGAGCCACAUCACUCUGGAGCGACAGCUGGAGGCCUCUGCCUCAUACCUCAACCUUUUUCAGGGUACUGAUCUUCGCCGAACGUCAAUCGUCUUACUGGUUUUGUUGUUCCAGAUCUUAUCUGGUAUCACUUUCAUCAGCGUGUACGGAACGUUCUUCUUCCAGGUAUCCGGAAUUAACGAUGUAUUCGUGAUCACGGUGGUCAGCGCGGCCUGCCAGCUUGCCGGUCUUGUUGUUUUGUACCCGACCCUGCGCUUUGUGGGCCGAUGGACUAUUCUUCUUUGGGGAGCCGCAGCGGAGGUAGUGUGCUUGUUUGGCUUUGCGAUUGUUGACGUUGCUGCACCAGGAAGUCAGGCAGCCGCGAAGUGCCUCGUCGCUUUCACUCUCCUAUUCGGCUUCUUCUUCACGUGGUCUUGGGGGCCUGUUGGAUGGAUUGUCGCCUCCGAGGUUGCGUCCAAUACUCUGAGGUCCAAGACGCAAUCUGUAGGUACCACGAUCAAUUGGAUCAUGAGUUUGGUAGUCACGAUUGUCAUGCCCUACUUAAUCAAUCCGACCGCUGCCAAUCUCGGUGGUAAAGUCGGUUUCAUCUUCGGGUCUUUAACCUUUGUCGGCUUCGUCUGGACAUAUUUUUACCUGCCAGAAACCGGCGGAAGAUCUCUGGAGGAGCUUGAUGAGCUCUUCUUAAACGUGAGUAAAAUUUUUGCCCCCCCCCCCCCCCAAUGUUGCGCCCGACCAAAUUUAACAUUGCUUGAAGAACGUCCCAGCACGACAAUUCAAGACCUACCGACUCAGCGGUCACAUCGAGCAUAUUGCUCAUGGUCGUAA
Fusarium vanettenii 77-13-4 is the source of this 1530-nucleotide messenger RNA. RefSeq lists its product as uncharacterized. The record is from RefSeq and is a predicted model, not a curated record. The coding region runs from base 1 to 1530 and encodes 509 amino acids. The transcript has 5 exons. Gene Ontology annotation, molecular function: carbohydrate:proton symporter activity. Gene Ontology annotation, cellular component: membrane. Lineage: Eukaryota; Fungi; Ascomycota; Sordariomycetes; Hypocreales; Nectriaceae. Gene Ontology annotation, biological process: transmembrane transport; carbohydrate transport.